GACAAAAUAUUUGUUGUUAGUGAGGCAGAGGACGGAGAGAGGGGGAAGCGAGGGCCCGGACGACGAUCCGACCUGAGAACUGCAGCUCGCUGAGAUCCGCUUAUAUCUGUUAUAUCUAAACAGCGGCCAUGUCGGUGAAUAUGGACGAACUGCGGCAUCAAGUGAUGAUUAACCAGUUUGUGUUGACUGCUGGCUGCGCUGCGGACCAAGCAAAGCAGCUUCUCCAAGCGGCGCACUGGCAGUUCGAGACUGCCCUAAGCUCCUUUUUCCAAGAGGCCAACAUCCCAAGUCACCAUCACCAGAUGAUGUGCACUCCACGCAACACUCCAGCCACGCCUCCCAACUUUCCAGACGCCAUCACCAUGUUCUCCAAGCUGCGCGCAUCCGAGUGCACGAGUGGAGGCAACAGUGGUCCAGGCCAGGUCCCCAUGGCUUGCUCCCCUCCCCCCACCUCUAUGUCAAGCUUUGGCUCCUUCUGGGCUUCGUCGCCGCCCAGCCACCAACCUGCAUGGCUGCCCCCCUCCUCCCCCACGGGCCACCAUAUGCACCACCAUCACCAUCAUCUUCACCACCACCACCACCAACACACAAAUCAGACACCCACGUGGCCUCCUGUGUCUCAGCCUGGCGGCACCCAGCAAACCCCUUUUAUUUCAGCCCUGCACGGUCAGAGAUGAGACUUUACUAAUGGAGGCGGGGCUAAAGAAUUGGGAUGGGCAGUGGAGGAGAUUACGUUGUGUUUUUUUUUAUUUUUUUAUUUUGUAAACAGGGAUGUUUAAGGAGAACUGAAUUGGACCACGAGGGAGGAUAAGAGACAUGGUACUGUUUUCCUUUUUGUUUGUUUUUCCUAAAAUUAUGAACAGUGUUUUUUUUUUUUUUUUCUUUUUUUUUUUCUUUUUUUUUUUUUUUUUUCCAUCAUUGAUGUUAUAACUGCCGAAGCCUAGGAAGAACCACUAUUAAAAAUCAUGGACUUUUGGCAUUAGGGUAACAGACUUUGCAGCUACUGAGGAGCAUGGGUGAUGGAGUUUAACCAGAGCAUGGGGCCAUUGGAAGCCAAGCAGGAAAGUUAGAGAGAGUGCGUGUGCGUGAAUCUUGAAUGCUUUUGGAUGCUCGGUCCCUGCUUUUGCACUGCAUCAACAACAAGCACUCACCAUGGACCACGGAAGUUGAGCAUCAUUCUGCGAUACUCAUUGCGCUCAUAUUUAGCAAGCCGGGUUGAACUAAUUACUUUCUUUGGUUAAAAUUGUUAUUGCCAUGUUUGACACUCAAAUAUGUUUAGGACCCUAUGUUUUGUGUAUAUUUUUCUCCUGUAAAUCACUGAAUCCUUUAGUUUAUUUUAAGAUUAUAUCAAUUAUAAGAUAUCAAUAUUGGGAAAUCCAACACAUUUGCUCCUUUUUGUACAUAUAGUACAUCCCUAUUAUUAACCACAGGGUUACAUUUUAUUUAAAACUCAUUUCUGAAUCCCAGAGUUGGACCCACAGUGUCAAAUACGGCAAUAAUGACAAAGCUCUGACUACAAAAUGAUGGCAUGACCUCAGUGGACUAUGUAGAAGCUGGCAAGAAUUUUAGGUUGAAACACUCGUGAUCGUGUUCAUGCUCUUCUCCUCAAAGGCAUCAUUUUUUUUUAUGCAAAUUUACUGUAGUUUUUCAAUUAUCAGACUCUAUUCUCCCUGUCAGUCAAACAAACCCUUGUUGGUUCAGUCUAAGGAAGCUGAAAUAGUAAGUGAAGAUUUGAUAUAAUCUGCAAUAAUUUUGAUGUAAACUGGCCUUUUUAGAUGCCACAGUUCUGAUGUGUCCAUCAUGUCCAUGUGAUUUUGUUUAAGAAUGUUGCAUUUAAAUACAAAUUUCAAGCAGA
This is a messenger RNA of Astyanax mexicanus (Mexican tetra), 1855 nucleotides long. RefSeq names its product UBA-like domain containing 2 (gene ubald2). Bases 129 to 677 code for a protein of 182 amino acids. Gene Ontology annotation, molecular function: protein binding. The transcript is spliced from 3 exons. Lineage: Eukaryota; Metazoa; Chordata; Actinopteri; Characiformes; Acestrorhamphidae. The record is from RefSeq and is a predicted model, not a curated record.